Messenger RNA from Anolis carolinensis (green anole), 2605 nucleotides. It is a transcript of the gene ca9, whose product is annotated as carbonic anhydrase 9. The coding region runs from base 29 to 1492 and encodes 487 amino acids. The transcript has 16 exons. Gene Ontology annotation, cellular component: plasma membrane. The record is from RefSeq and is a predicted model, not a curated record. NCBI's taxonomy places the organism in Eukaryota, Metazoa, Chordata, Lepidosauria, Squamata, Anolidae. Gene Ontology annotation, biological process: one-carbon metabolic process. Gene Ontology annotation, molecular function: zinc ion binding; carbonate dehydratase activity.
GGUGCGGCGGAGGCAGGCGGGCAGGGCGAUGCUGGGUCCGCGGCUCCUGCUCCUGCUGCCCUUCCUGGCCGCCCCGGCCGCGCACUCCGGGGGGUCUUCCCGGGAGGAGGAGGAGGAGGAGAAGGAAGACCCCCACCACGCAGCAGGCCCCCCUCACCAUGGAGACCCCCACCACUGGAGCUACACAGACAAGGCCAACUGGAGCUCCGCCUUCCCUUUCUGUGGGGGGCACCUGCAGUCCCCCAUCGACAUCGAGACCGGCGCGGCCAUCUUCAGCCCCCAACUGACCCCCAUCCUGCUCUCCGGCUACGACCUGCCACCCGACAUGCAGCUGCAGCUGAAGAACAACGGACACACAAUUGUGCUGGACCUGCCCAGGAGCCUGUCUGUGUCCGGCGGGGGCUUCCCCUUCCCCUUGCAGGCGGCCCAGCUGCACCUGCACUGGGGGUCCCAGCCCGGCCUGGGGGGCUCCGAACACACCGUGGACGGGCACCGCUUCGCCGGAGAGCUCCACGUGGUCCACUACGACUCCCGCUUUGGCAGCUUCAAGGAGGCGGCAAAGGAGCCCGGGGGGUUGGCGGUGCUGGCCGCCUUUCUCCAGGUGGGCUCCGAGGAGAACGCCCCUUACCAGCACAUCCUGGAGCACCUGGGCGCCAUCCAGGAGGAAGGGCAGGAGACACUGGUGGGGGGCUUCGACGUGGCCCAGCUGCUGCCCCCGGACCUGGGGCGCUACUUCCGCUACAACGGCUCGCUGACCACCCCGCCCUGCUUCCAGACCGUCAACUGGACCAUCUUCAACCAGACCCUCCGCCUCUCCCCACAGCAGAUCACGGUUUUGGAAGACACGCUUCGGGGUGACGGAGACCACCCCCUCCACGGCAACUUCCGCCUUCCGCAAGACCUCUACGGCCGGACCGUGCUGGCCAGCUUCCCUGGGGGCCACUCUGCCAGAAGGGUCCCGCUGCCCGCAGGGCCAGCCCAAGGUGAGGGGGCUCCCCAUAGCAGCCCGGAGACCACCGAGAAGCCCCCAGAGGAGGAAGGUGAUGGAGCGGCAUCAGGAGAAGGUGGAGGGCAACCCCAUAGCCCCCCAGAAGAUGCAUCAGGGGGAGACCCUGGCCCAGCGCCGCCUGAGGACGGAGGUUCUGCCCUCAAGGAGACCCCAGAAGAAGAAGGCGGCCACGGAAUGGCACCGGGAGAAGACGUAGGGCAACCCCGAAGUCCCCCAGGAGGGACAUCAGAGGCAGGCCCUGACCCAGCACCACCUGAAGAAGGGAGCAACCGGGCCUCAGGUUCAGGGACUGCCCAGCAGACCGCGUCCGGGAUUCAGGCAGGAGGUGUCCUGGCCAUUCUCUUCGGCGUCCUCUUCGGCCUCACGGCCCUCGCCUUCUUCCUUUAUGUCCGAAAGCACCGGAAGCAAAGGCUGGCUGCUCAGUCCGGGAAGCCCUCCGUCAUCUACACUCCGGCCGCCAAGACCGAGGAGAAUACCGUUUAGGCCACUGAGGCCAAGACCUGAAGCAAGCAGGGAAGGGGGCUCAUGGGACUUCCCUCCCUCCCAGUACCUCCUGUCCCCUUGACCCCAAGGCAAGGGACACAUGGCCAGGGCUUUAAGGGGGGGUUGCUGCUGUGGCAUGGAAGACCCCCCCCCCUCUGAAUGGGGGCUCCGUUAGCUCUUCUCUCCUCCCCUUAGCUGCACCAGGAAUCUCCAUUGGGAGUGCAGGGGGGCAGUGGUGGCCAUGAGAUGACCUCCACUCCCCGACCCACAACCCCAACCUUGGUUUCUCAGGGAACCCCCAAACUGGGACACCCACCCACACACAUAUACACAUCUGUUACUCAUUGAAGCACCAAGGAGCAAUCUCCCUUGGAAUGCAGCCCAACCUAGAGUAGACCACCUUGACCAAGGUUUGCCCACCAUGGGACUCCUCUCUCCACCACUGAGGCAGGAAGCUUGUUCUAGAUAGAACUUGCACCCCGAGGAAUCUGACGGUUGUGGCCACAAUGCAAUGCUAUGCUGUAUCUGCAAAGGCACCAUGCUCCACCUCAUUCUCCCCAGUCAUACCUCACCUAGGGUCACACUGUGUCCAUCUCUGGGCAGCCACUUCAAGGUCACCAACAUAUUGUUGAAGACAAGGGAGCAUGACUAGAUGAGGAAGGUUCCCCUUGUUUUUGAGUGGAAAGAGCCACUGCCCACCUUGGUUUGACCACCUUGGUGCUUGGCCCUUGCCCAUCCUAUUGGCCACUUCCAAAGAACUCCACAUGGUUAGCAAGAGAAGCUCCCUGCUCUCCUUUCCCGCAAUGCUGCCUCACAUAGAUUGCUUUUUGAUACCUCUGGGACACUAGCCGUGGCUUGAUGAAGUGGCCAAAGCGGUCUGGGCAGGGCCAGGCUGACCCUCAUAUGGCCAAGGUUGGCCUAUUCAAAACAAACCAGUUAACAAUGGAUAAAACCAUGACCAUGGACAAUGCAGCAGACUUCUAGGUGGCAUCUGACCCUGGCCAAGCAGCGGGGCUUUGGGGUGGGGAGACAUUUACAUCACUAUUUGAACUGAGAAGAACCUUUUCGUGGAAAAUGAUCUUUCAUGGCAAAUUUUUAAAAAUACAAAACUUG